Molecule: messenger RNA, 1470 nt
Organism: Penaeus chinensis
Lineage: Eukaryota; Metazoa; Arthropoda; Malacostraca; Decapoda; Penaeidae
Product: dynein intermediate chain 2, ciliary-like
Exons: 11
Coding region: 1-1470 (489 amino acids)
Biological process (GO): cilium movement; outer dynein arm assembly
Cellular component (GO): outer dynein arm
Molecular function (GO): dynein light chain binding; dynein heavy chain binding
Source: RefSeq, a predicted model, not a curated record
AUGCUAGACCUGUAUGGUGAUAUAAUGAGCCGAGAAGAUCUGCUGAAACUUGAUUCGCAGCCCAAUCCUUUUAACUACAGCGGCCGAGUUUCACAAACCCAGCGUGUUCUCAGUAAGGAGGUCGCCAUGCAGACCAUCCCGCCUCCCGACCAGACGUUCUCCGCCAACGCCGGCUUCGCUGAAAUCUACGACGCCUACGAAAAAGAUUAUUCCGGUGAAGAAACCGAGACACCACCAAUGUUCCAGAAACCAGGGUCAGAUCAGACCUCCUCAGGGCUUCCUUCUUCACUGCCCUUGCAGCCUCCCGUGGACACAGGGGGCGAGGAGGAGAGUGAUCUCGGCCCAGUGUUGCCAGCUGUUAUGACUCUGGAGAGGAUGGUCAAUCAGAAUAUCUUUGAUGACGUUACGCAAGAUUAUAAGUACUGGGAAGACAUAAGCGACGAACACAGGAAUCUCGAAGGCUCUCUGCUCCCCCUGUGGAAAUUUACCUGCGACGGCGCCAGGCUGUUCGUUGUGGCUGACAUCUGCUGGAGUCCUUUCUACCACGACCUGUUCAUCGCCGCUUAUAUGAGUGAGACGACAGGAAUAGUCAUCUCUGAUAAAGACUUCAAAAAUACUGUGUAUAUUGCUGUAAUGGUCAUGAACCGAAAGAGGGAGAAGAGAGCGAGCAUAAUGGCAGCUGGUAGAGAAGACGGAACCGUUAUCAUAUACGAUAUCCGUUCUCCUGUGUCCAUUCGUACUGUGUCCUCGUCUGCUGUGGGCGGGAAGCACCUCCUCCCUGUAUGCCAGGUACGCCUCCGGGUGGGCGUCGAUGUACCGGGGGUAGAUUUCGACUUCGAUUUUUUAAAUGUUCGAUUCUCUCUGGGGUACACCCAAAUGCAUGGGAAUCACCCCCGAGGACAAAGUUUUGGAGCUCCCUUGAUUGGCGUGGAUACAGGGGCCAUUUUCCAGGUGAGGACGACGUGUCACCACAGCAUCACCAGGUAUCCAGCUCACGUCGGCGCUGUCAGGAAUAUCACUUGGAAUCGACACCAUAUCCGGGUCUUCGCCACGUGCUCUAUAGAUUGGACGCUCAAGAUAUGGCUCUAUAAUUGCUUCUCGCCUGUCGUCACGCUGGACCUUGGAAGCCCCGUCGCUUGCUUAUCGUGGUCACCCUACAGCAGCAGCGUUCUCGCGGGGGUUUCUGACGAAGGGCGUGUCUACGUCUACGACCUGUUCCUUCGCAAGUGCCUCCCUCUGUGCUCUCAAAAUGUCACUCACAAGAGGCGGCUGAGUCUUUCCUGCGUGGCAUUCAACCCUUUUAGUCCGAUUAUCCUGGUCGGGGGGGAGAAGGGCUACCUCGUGACCCACAAGCUGUCGCCAAACCUCCGGAAACCUCUUGAGGAGACGAAGAUAACAGAUGAGGAGGCUGCGGAGAUUGAGCUGUGCAAGAUGGAGAGAAUCCUUGCUCUUAAUCAGGAGAACAAGUAG